Knipowitschia caucasica is the source of this 573-nucleotide messenger RNA. The record is from the annotation of a GenBank genome assembly. NCBI's taxonomy places the organism in Eukaryota, Metazoa, Chordata, Actinopteri, Gobiiformes, Gobiidae.
AUGGGGGCAGAGACCAUGGGGCAGAGACCGUGGGGCAGAGACCGUGGGGCAGAGACCGUGGGGCAGAGACCGUGGGGGCAGAGACCGUGGGGCAGAGACCGUGGGGCAGAGACCGUGGGGGCAGAGACCGUGGGGGCAGAGACCAUGGGGGCAGAGACCAUGGUGGCAGAGACCGUGGGGCAGAGACCAUGGGGGCAGAGACCGUGGGGCAGAGACCGUGGGGCAGAGACCGUGGGGCAGAGACCGUGGGGCAGAGACCGUGGGGCAGAGACCAUGGGGGCAGAGACCGUGGGGCAGAGACCAUGGGGGCAGAGACCGUGGGGCAGAGACCGUGGGGCAGAGACCGUGGGGCAGAGACCGUGGGGCAGAGACCAUGGGGGCAGAGACCGUGGGGCAGAGACCGUGGGGCAGAGACCGUGGGGCAGAGACCGUGGGGGCAGAGACCAUGGGGCAGAGACCAUGGGGCAGAGACCAUGGGGCAGAGACCAUGGGGGCAGAGACCAUGGGGGCAUAGACCGUGGGGCAGAGACCAUGGGGGCAGAGACCAUGGGGGCAGAGACCAUGGGGGCAUAG